Paramacrobiotus metropolitanus is the source of this 2668-nucleotide messenger RNA. RefSeq lists its product as uncharacterized. The record is from RefSeq and is a predicted model, not a curated record. Lineage: Eukaryota; Metazoa; Tardigrada; Eutardigrada; Parachela; Macrobiotidae. Gene Ontology annotation, molecular function: ATP binding; protein kinase activity. The transcript is spliced from 8 exons. Gene Ontology annotation, biological process: protein phosphorylation. The coding region runs from base 459 to 2444 and encodes 661 amino acids.
UAUUCUGCGGGCGGCAGGCACUGCUUACUGGUGACUGCAGGAAGCUUAAUGGACACCAAACACCACUAAAGCGUGGAACCAAGCGUGGAACGAGUUUCCGUACAGUUUUCUUCAAUGAAGAAAAUCCCUAAAGGGUUCUUUCAGACGCCGCCUCCGAUUUUAUCAGUCAUUCAGGCAGGAAAUGUGGUGCAAGUGGUUAAUGCUGUUUGAACGCUGUUUAUGUAUCUACAAAUGAUCGAUGUUACUAUGGCAAUAAUAAUUUGACAAGUUGGAAAACACAAGCUUUACGUUCUAUGGUGUAUAUAUUUAUGUUCUAUGGUGUGUAUUUUUAACAAAAACAGCAAGACCCACAACAUGUGGGUGUAUUUAUGAAGCUCAGGAGAUAACGAAACCUUUCACAUAUAUACGGUAAAUUUUCUUCUCGGAAACCCAGUUUCUCCAUAAACUGUAGUAUUGUCAUGCACAACGAAAUGGACGCUCAUUACCAUUUAGUCAAACUACUGAAAGGUGGCACGAUUACCCGCAGUGCCGUGGCCGUUCCUUAUAGAACACCCGCUCCCCACGGUGGACGCCUUUCCCGUCCCGAAGACGGUGUCGGACUCACCGAGGCGGACCUCACCAAUCCCCCGGUGCUCGUUAAAUGCUUCGAAGCCGCCGAUAUCUUGCAGAUGCAGGCGCUGCAGCACAGCCUACAGCAAUUGCGCCAGCUGAAGCCACCACGGACCUUCGUGACCUAUACCGACGUCUUCUCAACAUACAAUGGUGUGAACAACAGCCUCCUGGUCUACGCUGUGCGCGAGUAUUAUGACACGGCGACGUUGGAGCAGCAUAUGGCGUGGAUGGCGAAUGGCAGUCAGAAAUACCCAGUGCAGUUAAUGGAUCGCUGGUUGAUGCAGAUGCUGUAUACGGUGGACUGGGCGCAUCAGCAUAAUUUAAUCUGGCUAAACCUUUCAGCCAGGAACAUCUUCCUGGUCAACGACAACCGCGACGUUCGUAUGGUGGAUUUCAUUCCCUCGGCUUUCCUACCAGAGACCGCGCGCUUAACUGCAUCAGCCAUGACGACUCCUAAAGGCGAACAUGUUUUCCGGUUAUUUCCACCGGAGAAAUGGAUCGAGACCACGGACUUCGAAGCGAUCGGCUACGUGAUUCUCCAGCUAAGCCUAGUCGGUCAUCCCGACUACGAACUCCUUCGCCUUUCCGUCCAACCCUACAGUUUACGCCAGCGCUGGGCGUUCCUAAUGGAAGCCGUAUGGGAAAACCACGGAUUCUGGUGGAUGCAGAUGAUCGAGAAGAUGCUGGGUGACGACUACGCCCCGCACCGCCAGGACAUCAUGAAGGAAUUAACUGGGAAAUUACAGGAGAUGACCCACCACGAUGAAGGCAGUGUCGAUUGGGGCAGUUCCAUGAAUGUGGUCCCAGAAGGCAGGCAUGAUGCCGCGCAGUGUAAGAAGCAUAAUCUCCCGGAGGCCGCGGUGCUGGUCAGCUGGAUCGAGCAGGCCUGGGAGUUCUUCCAGCACGGGAAUAUCAAUGAGUUUAACAAGAUCUGCAAUAGCAUGUUGAAGUCUGUGCCAGCCGAUCAUCAGGGUGCGCUGCGGCCGCAUCAUCUGCGGAUCCUGGAGAAGCUGUGCCGGGCGGCGGAUUCCGAAGGCGGUCGGUUCAGUCUGAUGGCGCUCUUGGCGGGAAUACUUUACGCUGAUAACGCAGAGAAGGCAGCGGCCGAAAUUACAUUCGACGACGCGUUGCUAUCGAUGCUUGGCCAACACCACAGAUCGCCCAAUGCAGUGUCCAUGCUGAGUACCGCGUUGGCCGAGGUUUAUUGCCCGAAGAAAAAGGAUUUAGCGCAACGCUUAGAACAGCUGUCACUCCUUUUCAAGACGGCUUUGGCAAAUCUUAAUAACUGGCCGGCAUUCUUCCCAACACUAAUGUGCCUUUUCCAAAAUGCAGUUCGUAUUCCCGUCUCGUUGUUAAACCGCACUCCGAUAAUUCCGCUGCUGAUGGUCACAAUGCAGCGGCACAUCGAUUUCCCUUGCGAAAUUUACCAGUGUCUGCGAUUUUUGCGGAUGAUCGUUCAUAAGAACACACUAGGCGCCCAGAUGCUAGUGCGAUUCCGAGUGGACAACGCAGUGUACAGUCCGGUCGAAGUCUUCUUGGCCUUGUUAAGAAAACAGGGCUGCCUGACGCAUAUUCACCGUGAAGUGCUGCUGAUUGCCGCGCAUAUAUGGGCCAUGCCGGAAUUCUUUGCGGUGAUGAUCAGCGAUGGGUGGUACAGAAUUUUCGGAAUUGUCUCCGGAUUGACCAGCGACCAGAAUGUGGUGCGUAUUAUUGAACAGUGCCUGGCGGAUCGGCAUUUGAUCCUCCUCAAUGGUAAACUGUUCCGCGUGUCAGAGAAUCCGUUUAUUCUGGGACUGCCUUAUAGUGAUGACACCGCAAAACCAACAGCUUGAUUAAAUGUUGAGAAAUGCUUGCUCAAGCAUCUACAGAAACGCAAGGUGUUUAUGGAGCAUAAUCGAGCGCUGAAGUAUUAUGUUCUUGAUUUUGGCGUCAAAGUGUGUGUAAACUACGGAAAUGAUCGAUCAAGUGAUCCCGCGAUUAGGCCCUGUGAAAGGCGUUGUAUAAAGAUCAACAAAACUUGUUGUACUGCAGUAUUUUGGUGUUACAACUGUCGCUA